AUUCCUCCAUCAACCAACUCAUCCCGCUCCCUACUCUCUUUCUCUUUUUCCUUGUUUCUUGCGCUCCCUACUAUUUAUUCUCAAUUGUUUUUAUUCGCUCCAUUUUAUUUUAUUUUAUUUAUCAAAUAUUUAUCAACAGGCACCCAGCAACCCAACAACUUCAAGCAAGAAAAACAAGACAUAACCGGAUACCAUGAAGUUCAGCAAGACCAAGUCCUACUCCCUCGUCGCUGCCGUGGUCGCCGUCGCUAGCACCGCCGCUGCGCACCGAGCCCGUGUGCAGCCCUUUGGUCCUGAACUCGCCCACAAGGAGUACAUGACCCCCUCCUCCUUGUCGUCUUCGUCGUCCUGGGGCAGUGACUUCAUCAGUGGCAGAGACAGCGAUGUCUUCUUCACCGGUUCUGCUGCCAACCCUCAACAGGUCGCCUUGGACUUUGUUGAGCAAAAGCUGUCCGACUCGGACUACAUCGUCAAGAACGCCUACACUUCCAAGCACAACGGAGUCACCCACGUCUAUCUCCGCCAGCGCAUCGAUGGCCUAGAGGUCAUUAACGGUGAUAUCAACGUCAACGUCGACAAGUACGGCAACGUUAUCUCCUACGGAGACUCAUUCUACAAAGGUGACGUCCAGAAGAAGUCCCUUACGAUUAAGGAGUGGAUUGAGAGAGAGGCCGAGAACAUCCAGGAACAAGGUCGCCAGCUCACAUUCGGCAGAUGGGGACGCCGCCCCCAGCAGCAACACCGGGACGAAUUUGAGGCACCCGAGCUCAAGGCCGAGCUUUCGCCUCAGGAUGCACUCGUCUCCUUUGCACGCUAUCUCAAUAUCGAGAUCCCUCGCCCCGAGGAUAUGGACAUUGUUUCGACCAAUUCGCUCCGCUCUGACAAGGUGGAAGUUAUCAUGACCAACUGCCCUCUUACUGAAAACGGCAAGGUCCCAGUUGCCCAGGCCUACAUCCAGACUGCAGAUGGUUCUCUUGAACUUGUCUACGAUUUCCAGGUCGAGAUGAAGGGCACUGACAACUGGUUCCAUGCCCAGGUCAGCGCCAAGACUGGCAAGGUCCUCCAAGUCGUUGAUUGGGUGGCCGAUGCCUCCUACAAUGUCUUCCCCAUGGGAGUCAAUGACCCUGAAGAUGGCAAGCGAAAGCUCCUUAAGGACCCCCAUCACCCCCCUGCUUCGCCUCUCGGAUGGAACCGCCAAGCCCAGAAUAAGAACUUUACCACGACCGUCGGAAACAACGUCUAUGCUGGUGAUAACCGACGAAACGGCAACGAUUGGCAGAACAACCCCAAGCCCGAGGGCAAGGUUGAUAAGGAUGGAGAACUGAUCUUUGAUUUCAAGAUCGACCUGGAGAAGGACCCUUCGACUUAUGUGGAUGCUGCCGUCACCAACCUGUUCUACUGGAACAACCAGGUCCAUGAUAUCUUCCACCAUUACGGCUUCGACGAGGAGUCGGGUAACUUCCAAGAGAACAACUUUGGACGCGGAGGCUUGGGCGACGAUGCCGUCAUCGCCAAUGCUCAGGAUGGGUCUGGAUACAACAACGCUAAUUUUGCCACCCCACCCGAUGGUCAGCACGGCAAGAUGCGUAUGUAUGUUUGGGAUGUGACCGAAACUGCACGCGACGGUGACCUUGAGAGCGGCAUCAUCAUCCACGAGUACGCGCACGGAAUUUCAACACGUUUGACUGGAGGUCCCGCCAACUCGGGAUGCUUGGGAUGGGGUGAGGCUGGCGGUAUGGGAGAGGGCUGGGGCGACUUCUUUGCCACCUUGUUCCGUCAAAAGAAGCGCCAUGACUACAAUUCCGAGUUCAGCAUGGGAUCGUACGCGAACGGCGGCCAAGGCAUCCGUCGCUUCCCUUACUCGACCUCGCUCAAGACCAACCCAGAGACCUUCAAGGUGAUGGACGGCCCAGGCUACUGGGGUGUGCACGCCAAGGGUGAGGUGUGGGCCCAGAUGUUGUUUGAGGUUUAUCAGAACCUGCACUUGCGCCUGCCCUUCACUGAGGACUGGUACACCGACGAUAUAACCCAUUAUGCCAACACGCUUGCUUUGCAGCUCGUCGUGGAUGGUCUCAAGCUGCAGCCCUGCACACCUUCAUUCAUCCAGGCCCGCGAUGCCAUCAUCCAGGCUGAGAAGGUCUUGACCAAGGGCAAGUUCCACUGCGAUAUCUGGAGAGCCUUUGCCAAGCGUGGUUUGGGUCCCAAGGCCAAGGUCGUCGGCGCCAAUUCGCCUUUUGGAAGCGUCCGCACCGAGAGCUUUGACCUGCCCAAGGCCUGCGCCGAUAGCGAGUAGACAAAAAAAGGAUUCGAUACCCCUUUUCUCUUCGUCUUGUCACAAAAAUCAACCUCGGAGUAGCACACAGUCGGAUUUUUAUUUUAUUUCCUUUGUAUAUUUAUCACAAUCCUUUUCCUCUGUAGCAGUAAUUGUUUUCCUUUCUCUGUUCAUAUUUUUGAUAUUAUUAUUAAAGAAGCACCAAGGUGUAUUGUAAAAUCAACGCA
This is a messenger RNA of Gamsiella multidivaricata, 2499 nucleotides long. RefSeq names its product Fungalysin metallopeptidase-domain-containing protein. The record is from RefSeq and is a predicted model, not a curated record. Lineage: Eukaryota; Fungi; Mortierellomycota; Mortierellomycetes; Mortierellales; Mortierellaceae. Gene Ontology annotation, molecular function: zinc ion binding; metalloendopeptidase activity. Bases 194 to 2293 code for a protein of 699 amino acids. The transcript has 2 exons.